AUGAUCAGUGGAGAGCAUGGAUCAGGUUUGAAGCUGCCUUGGGAGAGUGGAGGCUUCGCUUUGAUUUUUGGUGAUCCGAAGGUCGUUGAUUUCGCAGUCCCAGAGAUUCCUUUUCCGGUGCUGGCCCCAGGGGCCUCACAAGGUACUGCUGAGAAAAUAGCCCGUCCUGCAAAGAGGCUAAAGCUUGAGCCGUGUGGCGUGGAAAUUUUCAGACGAGUCAUCAAUUUCAAGCAAGCUCUCGAUGACGAGACGUUGGAGCAAAACAAGUGGGCGCGUGCUCUUGAGAAAUGGUACACCAUCCUUGGAGAGAAUUGGUCCAGCUCCAUGAUUGGAGUCAAAGUCUCAAAGCUGCCUGCAGACGAAGGCACCAAGCGCAUCAGAGAGCUCUUUGGGAAAAAGAGUGUGGCAACUGUCGAGAGACGGGGAAACAGCAUGCUGGGAUACAUAUGUCGGUGGCAUAAAGUAGCUCCUGGAGAAGAAGUUUUUCCUUUGAAGACUUGGAUGCUCGACGAAUACUUGGAGUGGUUACAAGCGAACCAUGCCAAGAUCUCAGCCAUGCAUAGUUUCCGAGAGGCCAUAAACUUUUCUCAUUUUGUGGUAGGUAUCGAAAUACAUGUCUCCUGCCGAAGCUUGUGGAGCCCGUGGGCUGCUGGUCUUCUUGGACUGAAGGACCUGGAGCGGGCUGAGCGCAAUCAAUCUGAUGUACUCACAGUCGGGGAAGUUACCUACUUAGAGAUGGUUCUCGACGAUGAGUCGCGAGACCUUAUGGACAGAUAUGCUGCAGGAGCCAUCUUGUUUGCGGUUUACUCUAGGAGUAGGUGCUCUGACUUGCGCGUGGUCGAGGGUUUCAUUUUGGACAUCGCAAAUGUGGACGGCAAUCAGGUUGGGUUCAUAGAGUGCAAGACCAGGUCUCACAAGUGCAGUCGGCAAGUGGCACAGCAAGGCUUAGCUAUGCCGCUUAUUGCUCCCAUCAUGGGAGUCCGGAAUGUUAGCUGGGGCCUGAAGUUCAUUGAGGUCGCCAAAGCGGUUGGGCUUGGGCUUGAAGGUCGAGCUAAAGGACCGCUUCUUCCCGCGCCCACUGAGGCAGGGGCAUGGAGUAAGAGGGCUGUGACUUCCGGGGAGAUGACACGCUGGUUGCAGGUGAGCAAAGAUGAGGUAGAUUCACUUCAGAAAGCCAGGCUUGCGUUUGCGCCCCCGAGGGAGGGCGCACUUUUUGAGGAGGCGCCGCCCCGAGAUGCGUCUCCGGGAGAGAGUGCAGUCGCUUCGGAUGAGCUAGGAAAUUCGUUUUCUUUGAUCAACGAAACUCUUGAGCCUGAGCGUGAAGGUCUUUCUUGCCCUGACAGUCCAAGCAAGUCCCACGGCGAACUGGGUGGUGUUAGCCUGGAGGAACCCCAGGCUGAAGAUGGCGGCGAUGAAUCAUCGUCUUCAUCGAGCUCGAGCGAGACCGCCUCGGAGUUCGAGGAUGACAGCUGGACUAGGGGAGAGGGUUUCAAGUGUCAGGCAACCAAGGCGAGUGAGAGCUGGAGCCCAGAAGUUACUCAGGACUAUGAGCUGAUUGAAGCAUCGGCUUUCAGAGAUUUGAGGCGCGCGUUCAAGACUGAGGACCAUACGUACAAGCGUGGGCAAAGUGGAGCCAAGGUCCGGCGAGGUAUUGACACGCUGGCUCGCAUAGCCUUUGCUGCCGUUGGGCCAGGACAGAACCCAAGUGACGCCCAAGUUCAAGACCUCUUCGGGGGAGCCGCAACAACUGCAGGCACGGUUGCUUCUACGAGGAGGUUGAUCUUCGAGGCUCAUACUCUGCUCAUUGCCGAUUUGAAGGGUCGAGUGGAAAAAGGAGAAGACGCUUCAGUUGGUAGCAUGAGUCAUGCUGAGCGUGAGAGUCGAAUGGCUCGUCAGAAGGCGCGGAUUACUGGAUUGAUGCACUCUGGAGUCGAAGAGCCUUCCUACGAGUCAUACAACCUCGUCUACGCGAUGUUGCAGAGGGAUGCGCUUGUCUACAUACAUCCGGAGAAAUUCACAACGAGACGCCAGGAGCUCUCGUCGCAGAAGCCCAACAAACAGGUUGUGCUUGAUGGAAGCGGCGCUCUGAACAUCAAGGAGAAGCAGACUUCUUUGACGUGCCCAACAUCGGGGGAACUUGAGCUGGUUCAGGCUCUACGCCGCAGGGCACUGGCCUUUGAUCUGGUUGGUGUUUGCACCUAUGAUAUUAUGAAUCGAUAUCAUGGGGCCCUUGUGCAACGCAUGCAGGACUUGCCCCCGCCUAAGUACGCUAAAGUGUCUGUGCAUCAGGUCUUGAGAACUGAUCGUGCUGCAUUUUUCCACUUGGCAGAACAGCUCAGAACGAUUAAGCGCCAGGCGGACGGAUCCAUUCCGUUAGAUGCUUUGCUGCCUCACGUGUUGUCAGAUCCUGCUGUAUCUUUUCAUCUUCUUCCGCUUGCCCUGCCUGAGGUUGAGAAGCCCCCCAAGCCAACUUGGAAUGUCCUUGACAACAGGGGAACAAAGCGGCAGCAUGAGAAUGCGGACCAGGGAAAUCCUGGUCAGGGCCGUCAAAACUCCAAAGGCGGUGGCAACAAAGGUGGAGGCAAAGGCAAGAAUGAUAAGUUGCGUGUGCCCAAGCUUUUGAUUGGUAAAUGGUACCAAACGCGAGAAGGCGAGCGUCUGUGCUGGGCGUUCAAUCUCCCAGGCGGAUGUGACAAGGCAAAAGCAGGUGAGAAGUGUGAGCGCGGUUGGCACCUUUGCGCCGAGCCCAACUGCCUCAAAGCACACUCGCUUCAGGAGGCCAUGGUCGUCUAUGUUCAUGUAUCUCCUACGCACAAGAUGUUUUUCGUUCAGCCUCUCCAGCUGUGGAGAUGCCUCAAGCAGUCCCUUGUCUUGAUGUCCAAUGUUGUGCCUUUUGAUUUUCUUGAAAGUCGAUGCGACAACAAGCAUACUCAUGUCAUUCGCACUCAUUUUGCGCGGGGUGGUGCUGAGUGCGAUCCCGUUGUUGAGGCCUGCUCGUCAUCAGUAUGUGUGACAGGUGGAGCAUUUGUGCAUGGCGGUGUCGCCGGGGUCUUGCAGGCCACAAAGCUUCAUCCCCAAGUCAUUGAGCAGAUGUGUGCUUUUGUGCGAAAGAUCGCGCCGUCCCUUGAGUUCGGUGCGGUCACUUACAAUCGUGACGUCUUUACGGCUGUUCACAAAGACAGCCACAACGAGGCUUCGUCUUGGAACAUGGUUGUUUUGUUGAAGCCUUGUGACGGGGAGGGGGGCGGUGUUUGGGUUGAGGAUGCUUCGGGCGAUGUCUGUAAGAACAUUAAUGGGCGAGACGUCCGUGGCAAAAUUCUCGAUCCGAGUGCAGGCCCAGUUUUCUUCGACCCUCGUAAGUGGCAUGAGACACAAAAGUGGACGGGGCAUCGGCAUGCCCUGCUUGCAUAUCUGCCUCGGAACUUGGAGUGGCUAUCUGCAGCCGACCGAGCCUACCUUCUAGGAAGUUCGAAUGUUUCUGAGGCGCUGUCUUCGAGCCGCGGGAAUACAUCUAAGGUUGUCUUCGGAGUUUAUCAUGAACCUCAGGACUUCGUGAAUCAGGCGCUUCAGUCAAAGCAUCCCUGCCACUUGGAUAACUUGCUCCCGGAUGAGCUCAAGGCAUCGAUCAAGGCAAACAUGAGCAAAGAUGCGGCUGACAUUGCGCGCGAGCGCACUGCAACGAUGAGGCGGUUCAUCAGCAUGUCCAAUGGCCUUGUCGAUGCUGAGCGUGAGCUUCACGAAGGUUUUUCGGAGCAUCGACGUAAAGUCCUUGAAGGCAAGCGGCUGUUGCUCUUCAAGUCCAUCCUCGAGGAGGCUGGUCAUGCAGAUGAUAACUUGGUGCACGACAUGAGCAAUGGCUUUGAUCUGGUGGGCAAGCUUCCCGAGUCACAUGUGUUCGACCACCGGUAUCGUCCUGCACUUAAGACUGAGGAAGAGCUGCGAGCGGGGGCGUCAAGGUCUCGGGCUGCGGUUCUUGCAAUGGUCCAAAGUUCUGGUGAUCCUGUCAUCGAUGACGGAGUCUUUGCGGCCACGCAGAAGGAGCUCGACCUUGGCUACUUGGAAGGACCGGUGGAUCCGGAGCAGUUGCCAAUGGGCGCAACACUGACGCAUCGCUUCGGUGUCAUUCAAGGCAUUGACUCUGACGGGAAUCCCAAAGUGAGACCAAUCGACAAUUACAAAAGUUCGGAGGUGAACAGCGUGGUAUCUCAAACCGAACAGGUGCCUGUGCACACGGUCGAUGUCAUCGCUGGAACUUUGGGCUAUUGGCUUCAGGCUUGCGUCAAGGCCAAAGUGAAGAAAGAGAUGGUCAGCAAAGCUUGGGAUCUUAAGACGGCUUACAAACAAUUGCCGUUGAGUGAUUCUGCUUUUGAGCUUGACAGCUACAUAGCAGUGUUCUGUCCAAGGAGCAAAAAGCCAAAGGUGUACAAGCAGCGAGUCCUGCCUUUUGGAUCGAAGGCCAGUGUGACUGGAUUCAUCCGUUGCGCAUAUGGUUUGUGGAAGAUCGGAUGUGUCCUUCUAUCCUUGAUCUGGAGCUGCUACUUUGACGACUUCCUUGCCAGCAGUUGGGAAAGUGCAAGCAAGCAUUUGGAUAUGAUUGUUAGGCGCUCUCACUGA
Messenger RNA from Symbiodinium sp. CCMP2456, 4614 nucleotides. Lineage: Eukaryota; Dinophyceae; Suessiales; Symbiodiniaceae. The record is from the annotation of a GenBank genome assembly.